AUGACUCAGAAGCGUCGAUUGAGUGAAGAACCUCGAAGUAUAAAACAACAACAACAACAACAACAACAAGAGAUAAAAAAGAAGCAAAAGCAAUCAAUACCGAUACAACGUGAGGAUUUACAAUCCCUAUUGAAGACCAUAAAUAGGAAGAAACUAGACUUUGAUUCGGAAAAGAUCUGUUCGGCAAGUCUAUCAAAAUUGGAUAUAUACGGUUGUUUAGUCUGUGGGAAAUAUUUUAGAGGUUGUAAAGAACGUUCUCCUGCUUUCUUACAUUCUAUCAGUGAUGGCCAUCGUUUAUUCGUAAGUUUUGAAUCCACCAGAGUGGUAAUAUUACCUGAUGAGAUAGAUAUUGAUGUUAAUGUGAUCCAUUUAUUAGAUGAUGUCAAUAAGAAAUUGAUUAAUGAUAUUAAAUAUUCGGUGUAUCCAGUUUAUUCUCCUGAUACUAUACGAAAAUCUCCAUAUAGAUGUUUUGAAUCUACUCAAGGUCAAUUAUAUUAUAAUGGAUUUGUUGGAUUAAAUAAGUCUACAUCAAAUAAUAUUGCAUAUAUUAAUGUAAUAAUUCAAUUAUUAGCUCAUGUUGAUCCGAUUAGAGAUUUUUUCUUAUUAGCUGAUAAAAAGAAUCAUUUGAAUGAUAAUGGGUUAAUUAAAAAUAUUACUUUAAUAAUGAAAAAAAUUUGGUCACCUCAUUUGUUUAAAUUGAAUGUAGGACCCGAUGAACUAAUAUCUUAUAUUAUGGUGAAUCAUUCGAAUGUAAUUAAAGCAAACAUUAACUGUGAUCCACAAAUGUUUUUGAAUUGGUUAAUAAAUGCAUUAUGUCAAUCAGAUAAACGGUUGAGAAAAAUAUUAAUAAAGACAUGUCAGGGGAAGCUGAAAGCGUUCGCAAAGGGUAAUAAAGCUAAUAUUGUACCGUUUUGGAAUUUAACAUUAACUUUACCAGAAAUAUCCAUGUUUAAAGAAAGUAAAAAUAUUGACGACAUAGAACAAAUAAAACUUGAAGAUUUAAUAAUGGCAAAAUUUUCAUUAGACUCUAUCAAUAAUGAUAAACUUCAAUUGAUUAAGGAUAAUUUACCUCAAUAUCUUUUCCUUUAUAUUAGACGAUUCAAUAAAUCAAAGAAAUUGUCAGAUUCGGAAUUUUAUGUUAGGAAUAGAAACCAAACUAUAGUAAAUUUUGAUGAAAUAUUGACUCUCCCUUUUUCCAAUGAUGACAAAAUUUCUAAAAUUCGAUAUAAAUUAAUUUCAAAUGUUGUACAUGAUCCUGAAAAAAAUUUGUAUGAUAUUGAAAAGGAUUAUACUAGUAAUUGGAAAAUCCAAUUGCCUAAUGAGCAGACAAAGGAUUGGGUUGAGAUCAAUAAUACAAAAACUACAAUUAAAAACUUUAAUUUAUUAUUUUUGGAUGAAACAUAUAUUCAAGUAUGGGAAAAAAUUAAAGAUUAA
Molecule: messenger RNA, 1434 nt
Organism: Maudiozyma saulgeensis
Lineage: Eukaryota; Fungi; Ascomycota; Saccharomycetes; Saccharomycetales; Saccharomycetaceae
Source: the annotation of a GenBank genome assembly